Eutrema salsugineum is the source of this 1980-nucleotide messenger RNA. Its product is annotated as pentatricopeptide repeat-containing protein At5g56310. The transcript has a single exon. The record is from RefSeq and is a predicted model, not a curated record. Gene Ontology annotation, biological process: RNA modification. Bases 1 to 1686 code for a protein of 561 amino acids. NCBI's taxonomy places the organism in Eukaryota, Viridiplantae, Streptophyta, Magnoliopsida, Brassicales, Brassicaceae. Gene Ontology annotation, molecular function: protein binding; RNA binding.
AUGUGGCAACGAAUAAAUGCAUUGAGCUUAAGCACAUGGCAGCUACAUUCACCGAUCGCUCUGGCUCUGAACAUUCGCCGAAUAUCCAAUGUCUCGGGCAUAGACUGGUUCGAUUCCUCACUGAAAAUCCAUGGAACCAACCUCAAAACAUUAAAGCAAGCUCAUUGUUCCAUGAUCACAACGGGUUUAAACAGAGACAACCUCAUCGUCGCCAAAUUCCUCGACGCGUGUUCAAUUGCAGGACAUGUUCGAUACGCUUACACUGUAUUCACCAACCAGCAAUCACCCAAUACUUAUCUCCACAACGCCAUGAUCAGAGCAUUGUCUCUCUUCGACGAGCCCAGUGCGCACGCUGUUGCGGUCUCUGUUUACAAAAAGUUCUGGGCUUUAUGCUCUAAGCCUGACACGUUCACUUUCCCGUUUGUGCUGAAGAUCGUUGUUCGUUUAUCUGAUGUUUGGUUAGGGAGACAGAUUCAUUGCCAAACGGUGGUGUUCGGGUUUGAUUCCAGUGUCCAUGUUGUCACAAGUUUGAUUCAGAUGUACUGUGUGUGUGGCGGUUUAGGAGAUGCACGUAAGGCGUUCGAUGAAAUGCGUGUGAGGGACGUGAAUGUUUGGAAUGCGUUAUUAGCUGGGUAUGGAAAAAUGGGUAAGAUUGAUGAAGCUUGGAGUUUGCUGGAGAUGAUGCCUUGUUGGUUAAGAAAUGCGCUUUCUUGGACUUGUGUGAUCUCUGGAUUCGCUAAGAUCGGACGAGCUAGCGAAGCCAUUGAAGUGUUUCAGAGAAUGUUGUUGGAUAAUGUUGAGCCUGAUGAAGUCACGCUUUUGGCAGCACUCUCUGCUUGUGCUGAUCUUGGUUCAAUUGAGUUUGGUGAGAGAAUAUGUAGCUACGUUGAUCACCGAGGUAUGAACAGAGCUGUUUCGAUGAACAAUGCGCUCAUCGAUAUGUAUGCGAAAUCAGGGGAUAUUAAAAAGGCAUUGGUGGAGUUUGAGAGUUUGAACGAGAGAAAUGUGGUUACUUGGACGACUAUGAUCACUGGAUUGGCUACUCACGGGCUUGGAGCUGAAGCCUUGGCGAUGUUUAACCGAAUGGUUAAAGCUGGCGUGAAACCAAACGAUGUUACUUUCAUAGCAAUCCUCUCAGCUUGCAGCCAUGUCGGUUUGGUUGGUCUUGGAAAAUGUUUGUUCGCCUCAAUGAGAUGGAAAUACGGGAUUGAACCGAACAUUGAGCAUUACGGAUGCAUGAUUGAUUUGCUAGGACGAGCAGGUAGAAUCCGAGAAGCGGAAGAAGUUUCUAAGCGCAUGCCUUUUGAAGCUAAUGCUGCAAUAUGGGGAUCUCUUCUUGCUGCCUCGAAUGUUCAUCAUGAUCUUGAGCUUGGAGAAAGAGCUUUGAAUCAGCUGAUUAAGUUAGAACCUAAUAACAGUGGUAACUAUAUGCUUUUAGCCAAUUUAUAUGCGGAUUUAGGAAGGUGGGACGAGUCGAGGAUGAUGAGGAAGAUGAUGAAAGGGAUCGGUGUGAAGAAGAUGGCUGGUGAAAGCUCCAUAGAUGUUGAAAACAGAGUAUAUAGAUUCAGCUCAGGGGAUCUCUCGCAUCCUCAGGUCGAAAUGAUUCUUGAAAUCCUACAAGAGAUGGAUUUCCAAAUUCAGAGCAACGAAAUUAGAGAAAAAGAAGAAAGAUUUGGAAUUGUUUGAUCAGAUUAAGGAUCAACAAUGGCUUCUCUUCUCUGAGACGUGAAAUUAGAGAAGCUUUGAGUACGCGCAUGACGCAGAAGGUGGCGAAAGAGAAGGUGGUGGUUGUGGAGGUUAAUUCCGGUUCCUGUUAAGGAGAAAUUUGAAGAAUCUGCCAAAGAGGAGAGAUGUCGCUAUGGCGCGUAGAUGAGCGGCUGUGAUGUGUUUUGUAAUGGCGCCAAACCGAAGCUUCUUCUUCUGCCGGGUUUCGAGGUUUGGGCUCAGUCUUGGCCCAAAUAAAAGCCUUAUUUUUUGAAU